Messenger RNA from Podarcis muralis (Common wall lizard), 1438 nucleotides. It is a transcript of the gene GTF2F2, whose product is annotated as general transcription factor IIF subunit 2. Lineage: Eukaryota; Metazoa; Chordata; Lepidosauria; Squamata; Lacertidae. The record is from RefSeq and is a predicted model, not a curated record. Gene Ontology annotation, biological process: transcription by RNA polymerase II; transcription initiation at RNA polymerase II promoter. Gene Ontology annotation, cellular component: transcription factor TFIIF complex.
CGGGCGUCGGGAAGCGGCCGCCGGCCCGAGGACGUUUGGCCUCUGCGGGCUUCCGUAGCUGGGAGUGCGCCGCCGGUUCCUGCCGUUUCCCCUCACGGCGCUCUCGCUGCGAGGCCGCGAUGAGCGACAAGGGGGAGCUGGACCUGGCCGGGGCCAAGCAGAACACGGGCAUGUGGCUCGUCAAGGUUCCAAAAUACUUAUCACAACAGUGGAAUAAGGCUUCAGGAAGAGGUGAAGUUGGGAAGCUAAGAAUUGCCAAGAAUCAAGGAAGAACAGAAGUAUCUUUCACUUUGAACGAAGAUCUUGCCAACAUUGAUGAUAUUGGUGGGAAGCCAACUUCCAUCAGCGCACCCAGAGAACACCCUUUUCUCUUACAAAGUGUUGGAGGACAGAUGUUAACCGUGUUUACAGAGAGUUCACUGGAAAGUCAGACAGAUGAAAAACCUGAAAUCAGCAACAGUGAAAAACUGUCUCUGGAAGGAAUAGUAGUCCAGCGUGCAGAGUGCAGACCUGCAGCCAAUGAAAAUUACAUGAAGUUGAAAAGGCUUCAGAUUGAAGAGUCUUCUAAACCUGUAAGCUGGACUAUGCAGCUGGACAAAGCUGUAACCACUAACUACAAACCUGUGGCUAAUCAUCAAUAUAAUAUUGAUUAUGAAAAGAAGAAAAAGGAAGAUGGGAAGAGGGCUCGGGCUGAAAAACAGCAAGUGCUGGACAUGCUUUUUUCAGCCUUUGAAAAACAUCAGUAUUACAACAUUAAGGACUUGGUGGACAUCACGAAACAGCCGGUGAGCUACUUGAAAGAAAUUUUAAGAGAAAUAGGCAUCUACAACGUUAAGGGAACACACAAAAACACGUGGGAACUUAAGCCAGAAUACAGGCAUUACCAAGGAGAAGAUAAGAGCGAUUAGCGUAAUUGUUAAGCCAGGAAGAAAGUUGUCAAUUGUGGGAGCUGGAAGUUACUGAACUGUUCACCCUUAAAAUGCUAAGUGUUGAUAAUUUUUAAGAAGUCUAGCUUCAUUAAAAAAAAGAUUCUGCAAGAAACAUGUUUUGGUUCUGCAAACAUAUUAUUUAAAGAAUAAACAUGCAUUAGGUUUCUUUGUAAUAAUUGGCCUUUUAUCAUUUUUAUUUUUUUACAUUUUGUAAAAAUAUAAUGAUGUUAGUAAGGACUGGUAUUAUUUAUUGCAGAGAUGUGUUUAUUUCAUUACUAAAAUUCUGUAUGGUCCUGACCAUAUUAUGGGUUGCUGUCCAACUUUUUGAAUUAUGCCUUAUUAAGAAAUAGAAGUGGAACAUAGUUUGAAUAGCUCCUGAAAUGAUGGGAAGAGGAAAUUAAUACAACACGAAAGCAUUUAAAUACAGUAAGUAAAAAUGACUUCUUUGUAUUAAAAUUAUUUUGUUUCUGUAUUAAUAAAAGCAGUUUCUAAUUUGUACAAACACAAAA